AUCAGUCAUGGGAUGAUAAAGCUGAGCGCUAACGCAUAUUGCUCAUACAGCACCUCAUGCUCAUCCGCACUUUCAUCUCCUAGAAGUCGUCUAGUGAAUGAUAGGUACUUUUCCUUAUCGUAAUAAAUAGAGUCUGUGGACGUAGUGGAUAGUCAUCCCAUGCAUACCUUAUACCCAUGAUCAGUACCUGGGACUUAUUGCUGUGUCCCGAUGAGUUAUUUAAUGUCCAGGGCCUAGUCAAUCCAUAUAUCUCACCAUGACUCUAGAUAAAUUCGAGCUCGUGCUGGCUCUCACGAAUUUUGUCGGAAGUGUGCUGUCAGCGAUCGGGUCAGGAUUUAUUAUCCUUUGCUAUGCCUUCCUCCCGGUGAAGAGGCAUUAUCGGCACCUGUUAAUCCUGAAUCUCGCAAUCGCAGAUUUCAUUAAUGGGAUGAACAAUGGGAUAUCAGGCGCCGUAAUCCUCGCCACAGGACCCCUCACAAGAUCUAGAGCUUGUAUUGCGAAUGGAUUCAUCGGUCGGCUCUCCGUUCAGGCGACCGAUACGUCCAUUUGGGCCAUAGCGAUAGUCACAGUUGUCAUCGUCACUGCUUCCUAUGAGUCCUGGCUAGGCGAUUCAAAGAAGGACAUAAAGUGGUUUGUAGCUAUUGUAUGCGCAUGCGCGUGGGUGAUGCCUUUAAUAACGAGCUUUGUCGCACUUGGAAAGGGAUACUAUACAAAUGUUUCAGGAAACUGGUGUUGGCUUACUUCGGAACCUACGUAUCUACGCUACGUGUUAACUCACGCUUGGCGUUUCCUCUUUACAUUUAUUGAAAUAGGUCUCUAUGCUUAUCUUUACAUUCACCUGAGGAGGCGAAUCACAAGCAUGACUGUAACUUCUCCCCGCACCGCGCUCUUGCCACAAACGAAUCUCUCCCAAGACGCCCGUACAGCUCCCCUGUCAAUAGAUGCAGUAAGAAUGCAGGCUCAUAUGAUAAGGACUCAACAUCACGAAUGCCGCAAUUCCAUUGUGGACAUCAGUGUCCAGUUGCCGAUACCCUCGGCAGCCACCACCACCAUCUCUCGGCCUUCUACUCUGAUAACUAGUCCACCUGAAGAUCGAUACAAGCACAUCUCAAAGAUCCUCUUACUGAAUGCAUAUCCGAUCGCGUACGUCGUCUUAUGGAUACCAGGAUUAUGCAAUCGCCUAGUCGAGGCGUCUGGUCAUUCAUCGAGGGUUUUACAAAUCACGCAGGCAUCGACACAAUUUAUAGGAUUUGCGAAUGCAUUGACAUACGGAUGGAAUGAGAAUGUAGCAAGGAGUAUGAGGGAGAUGCUGAAGAGAAAAUCCGUGCCUUCAUGA
Desarmillaria tabescens is the source of this 1336-nucleotide messenger RNA. Its product is annotated as G protein-coupled glucose receptor regulating Gpa2-domain-containing protein. The record is from RefSeq and is a predicted model, not a curated record. The coding region runs from base 257 to 1336 and encodes 359 amino acids. NCBI's taxonomy places the organism in Eukaryota, Fungi, Basidiomycota, Agaricomycetes, Agaricales, Physalacriaceae. Gene Ontology annotation, cellular component: plasma membrane. Gene Ontology annotation, molecular function: G protein-coupled receptor activity. The transcript has 6 exons. Gene Ontology annotation, biological process: adenylate cyclase-activating G protein-coupled receptor signaling pathway.